AUUUACGGCCCGACCCGUCUUCUCUCCUACUUUGACGUCGAUAAAUUCUGUUUCCAAAAUGACUGAUAUCCCUAUCCCUCGUCUUGUGUACAAGAUUAUUCCCGAUGCUCCACCUUCACCCUUACCGCAUUCACUCCCACUGAGUGCUCUCGAUGCCAAGGACGGGUUUAUCCAUCUUUCCGACGCCAGCCAGGUUCCAAAAACAGCUGACCUGUUUUUUUCGGAGUACCACAAAGUGUGGCUGCUGCAGCUGGAUACUGAAGUGGUUAGGAAAGAGGGAGGAUACUUUCUGUGGGCAGAGAAUCUCCCGGGGUGUGUCCAUCUGUACGGGAAGGAGAAAGCUACUUGGGAUGGCGCCAGGUUAGGGGAGGGGACUAUCAGAGAUUCGAGAGUGUUUACGAAGCUGGAAGCAGAGACUUGGGCAGAUAGCAUGAAGGAAUCUGGUCUGGGUUGGCUUUUGGAUCAAUGUACGACCAAGCUUUUUUGUCGAGUAUUUGGCCGUCUAAUAAUUGACUCGUAGGAAGUUUUCCCUAUCGGUGCUAUCAUUACGUAUUCUGAAUUGCAUUUCGUCUUGCUCUGCUCAUCCCGAGUGGUUACAAUGAGACCGCCACCCGUUGUGUUGCCUUGUUCCCUUCAACGCUUAAAAGAAGGACAGGACGCACUUGUACCAUCGAACACAAACCAUCCGCACCAUCAAAGGUUGGUCAAGGCGUCAUAAUGACGAAACAAAGGAAGCACUGUAGACGAUGACGCAUACCUUACGGCCGCAAGAGAAGAGAACUAGGGUGAACCGCAGCCAUGCAGCUAGUCGCAAGUCCCACGAGGUUAUAUUCCCUUCAUUGAACGCUAAAGAUAGGAACAAGCCUUACAAAUCUCUUCUGACAAAU
Molecule: messenger RNA, 887 nt
Organism: Desarmillaria tabescens
Lineage: Eukaryota; Fungi; Basidiomycota; Agaricomycetes; Agaricales; Physalacriaceae
Exons: 2
Coding region: 59-520 (153 amino acids)
Source: RefSeq, a predicted model, not a curated record